CACACUUCUAACAUUUUGAAAGGAAAUCGCAUGGCUUCCAACAAAAUAAAGAUCGGACAAUACAAUGUUUUACAGACCCUCGGUGUUGGCUCUUUUGGCAAAGUUAAAUUGGCUGUACACACUGUAACAGGCCAUAAAGUAGCCAUGAAAUUCAUCAACAGAAGAAAAAUAGCUAAUCUGGAUAUGCUUGGAAGAGUGAAACGCGAAAUUCAAUAUUUAAAGCUCCUCCGUCACCCGCAUAUAAUCAAAUUAUACGAAGUAAUCACUAUGCCAACUGACAUUAUUAUGGUGAUGGAAUAUGCUAGGGGUGAAUUGUUCAAUCUCAUCGUAGAAAAAGGCAAGAUGUGCGAAGAUGAUGCUCGACGAUUUUUCCAACAGAUCAUUUGUGCUGUAGAGUAUUGCCAUCGUCAUAAGAUCGUCCACAGAGAUCUAAAGCCAGAAAACCUUCUUCUGGAUCCGUAUCAUAAUGUUAAAAUUGCGGAUUUCGGGUUGUCGAAUAUCAUGACCGAUGGUGAAUUUCUGAAAACCAGUUGUGGAAGUCCAAAUUAUGCUGCUCCUGAAGUUAUAUCUGGGAGGUUAUAUGCUGGUCCUGAAGUAGACGUAUGGAGUUGUGGAGUUAUUCUAUUUGUCAUGCUUUGUGGACGUCUGCCUUUUGAUGAUGAAUACAUACCAACAUUAUUCAAAAAAAUAAAUGGUGGAAUAUAUACACUUCCGCCAUUUUUAUCACCAGAUACCAAAGAUUUGUUAAAAUCUAUGUUGGUUGUGGAUCCUUUAAAAAGAAUCACCAUCCAGGAAAUAAGACAAACAUCGUGGUUUAAUGUUGGUUUACCUGAUUAUUUAAAACCCCUUCCAGACAACGAUGAAGUAUCUUUUGGUGAAAUUGAUGAUAAUAUUGUUUCGGAAAUUCACAAGAAAAUGGGAUUUAGUAAAGACACCAUAUAUAAGGCGUUACAGGAAAUUGAAAAUAAUCAGAUAAAAGUUGCUUAUCAACUCGUUGUUGAUCACAAACGAAUGAUAAAUGCUGGGAGGAUGUCCGGACAAAAAAAUAUACAGAGUUUUUUGGCAGCGUCCCCUUCCUGGGACACACUUCUUCAGGUAAGCGUGGACGAGGAUGAUGAUGAACCGCCCAGUAUAGCUUUAGACGCGGAUGAAGAAGAUAAUGAACCGUCCAGUAUAGCUAUAUUAAGCUCAAGCCUACCACCUGUUGAUGAAUUUCCCAAAG
This is a messenger RNA of Racocetra persica, 1222 nucleotides long. The record is from the annotation of a GenBank genome assembly. NCBI's taxonomy places the organism in Eukaryota, Fungi, Glomeromycota, Glomeromycetes, Diversisporales, Gigasporaceae.